This is a messenger RNA of Nematostella vectensis (starlet sea anemone), 2097 nucleotides long. Its product is annotated as zinc transporter zipt-7.2. Gene Ontology annotation, molecular function: zinc ion transmembrane transporter activity. The coding region runs from base 58 to 1416 and encodes 452 amino acids. Gene Ontology annotation, cellular component: membrane. Gene Ontology annotation, biological process: zinc ion transmembrane transport; intracellular zinc ion homeostasis. The transcript has 3 exons. Lineage: Eukaryota; Metazoa; Cnidaria; Anthozoa; Actiniaria; Edwardsiidae. The record is from RefSeq and is a predicted model, not a curated record.
AGGAAUUACCGGCACAACAUUUGGUGUUCAGUGACAGCUAGCAACAGACGUGAAGACAUGAAGGUCCCUAGUGUGAUAGCGUUUGCUCUGUUAUGUCUGUGUUUUGGUACAUUUGGGCAUGAAGAUGGGCAUUCGCAUAGUCACUCACAGGAUGGCCAUGGACAUAGUCAUGGUCACAGUCAUGAAAAUCAUGGUCAUAGUCAUGAAAAUCAUGGCCACAGUCAUGAAAAUCAUGGCCACAGUCAUGAAAAUCAUGGUCACAGCCACAAGCAUCAUGGUCACAGCCACGAUAAUCACGGGCACAGUCAUGAAAACCACGGACACAGUCAUGGGCAUAGCCACGAACAUGAGCCAAAGCAAGAUCUGUACCAUCAUGAAGACUUUGACAGUUACAGCCUGAAACACGAAAGAGUAAAGCAAUCCAACACGGUGCCAAAUCCUAGCAAAGUUCGGAGCACUUCCACUGUCUGGCUCGAAGCGCUCGGGUCUACACUUCUUAUUAGUGCAGCACCUUUCUUUAUCCUAUUUUUUAUCCCGUUAGAGGGAAAUUCAGAGGAGCAACAACCUUUAUUGCGUAUUUUGUUGGCAUUCGCUAGCGGGGGCCUGCUUGGCGACGCGUUUCUUCAUUUGAUUCCACAUGCGAUUAACCCUCAUAGCCAUGGCGGUGAAGACGAUCACGGACAUUCCCACGACCAUGGUCACAGCCAUGGCUCGCAUGAUCAUUCAGCAGACAUGGCCGUUGGUUUCUGGGUUCUUGCAGGGAUGAUUGCCUUUCUAGUUGUGGAGAAAUUCGUCCGUCACAUGAAGGGAGGUGACGGCCACUCGCACAAACCUUCAAAGCCAAACUCUGACGAGAGGGUGAAAGAAAGUGAUAGCGAGCUGAGAAAUCGCAAGAAAACCGACAGUGAUGGCAAAGAAAGCAACGGGGAAAUAACUGCUAAAGACUUAUCCCAUGCCAUGCCAAAGGACAUCAAAGUUGCAGGCUAUCUGAACCUUGCUGCAGAUUUCACUCAUAAUUUCACUGAUGGCCUAGCCAUAGGGGCGUCAUUCCUUGUCAGCCGUAACCUUGGCAUUGUAACCACUCUAACCAUUCUACUCCACGAGGUUCCUCAUGAGAUUGGAGACUUUGCUAUUCUGGUGCAGUCUGGCUGCUCCAAAAGAACAGCCAUGUAUCUACAGCUGUCUACUGCCACAGGGGCAAUCGCAGGGACACUCUGUGGCCUCCUUGCGCACAAUAUAGGCACGUCGGCAACCUUAUGGAUCCUCCCCUUCACUGCUGGAGGCUUCAUAUAUAUUGCUACCGUCUCUGUCAUCCCAGAGCUUUUAGAGGACUCUAAGCUAGGGCAGUCCGUCAAGGAGGUGUUUGGCCUUUUGACUGGUGUUUUUAUGAUGGUUAUUAUAGGUCAACUUGAAUAGCCUGCAAAUAAUAAAUGCCUUGGUAUAUGAUUUUUAUUAUAUAAUUAAGCCAUUUAAUUACAGAGUAUUUCUACUUAUAUUAUAUUUUGUGUUUAAAUUCAAUUUUCUUGCAUUAGAAGCGAGUGCAUGUUACUGGAAAUGGAGAGUAUACAUUUUCUAAAAACUUUAUAGCAUGUCUUUCAGCUGUUUAGAUUAUCAUGAUUUUUAGAUAGUAACCUAAUAUAAAUAAAGUAAACUCAGAGUGUGCUUAUGAUAAUUUAAUGCAAAAUCUAUGUUUUCUCAUCCUGAGAGAAUUACUGGAACUACUUCUUACGAGAAGUGUUUCAGUAUUUCAGGCAGGAACAGACAAUUUUUGAUUGGGUAGAUGGUUUGAAAAUACUUCAACAGCUAGGGGAUGGAGGCAGGUGAAGAUGAGUUGAAAAUAUUCUGCCAGCUAGGUGUGGGGACAGGAUGUGCUAAAAAUCUUCUAAUUUACUACAACAUUCCUAGGUUUCUGUUCUUUUUCCAUGACCCAUGACUUUAUUAUUUUUUUAUGAGGGUGGGGGAAGGGCUUGCUGCUUAUUCCACUGUUGGAGUAAGAUUUCCUGUCAUAAACAAGAGUAUUUAUCAAAAAAAAUGUAGCAUAUUGUAUUUUUUCUGUUCAUAAAUGAAAUUGACCAAAAUAAAUUUGACUGUCUUUUA